AUGCCCGCUAGAGGCCGCUCUAUCCCCAUGAAUCUCAAUCCUUCCAUUAAAGCUCAGACCUUCAGGAAUCCCAACUGGUUAGGGAUCCACCUGUACGAAUCUCAUCUGAGGAUGCUGGGUGAUCUUCCAAAGGCUCUAAACUGUUGUCCUCCAGCUGAAAAUGAAUUAUGCGAUGCCCAACAGAUCUUCUUCAUGUCAAAGGGCUCAACAUGGGCAUAA
This is a messenger RNA of Knipowitschia caucasica, 219 nucleotides long. NCBI's taxonomy places the organism in Eukaryota, Metazoa, Chordata, Actinopteri, Gobiiformes, Gobiidae. The record is from the annotation of a GenBank genome assembly.